AUGAAAGAAAGAAGAGUACUAUACACAGACAUGAUGAAGCUUAGUACUACUAACAACAGUAAUGCCAACACUCACACUCUCAGGCUUCACCACCGCUUACGGCCAUGCCUACUCGCCCUCAUAAUCACCACCGCCGCGUUUAUCACACUCGCCGCCACCAAAACAAUGACCAACAUCAACUACAACAAAGUCUCCUCACUCCUCAACCGCAAGCCCUGUCCUCCGCCGGACCCCGUUGCGAUGGCCAAGGCGGCCGAGUACAAGGCGAAGCCGACUCAGCUCCUCGCCAUAAUCCACUACGCCACGUCAUCAACCGUUCCACAGCAAUCGAUCGACGAGAUCCGCGUGUCGUUCGACGUUCUACGCGCCGUCGGACCAUGCAACUUCCUCGUCUUCGGCGUCGGACGCGACUCUCUAAUGUGGACCUCCCUAAAUCCACGUGGCGCUACCUUAUUCCUCGAGGAAGAUCCGGUUUGGGUCAAUACGGUGCUCCGAGAUGCUCCGAUUCUGAGAGCACACCCGGUUAAAUACAGGACUCGAUUAUCCGAAGCCGACGAGCUAAUUUCGAGCUACAAAGCCGAGCCGGAUUGUUUGCCGUCUUCGGCUCGGCUCAGUCCCGGUAGCCGGUGCAGAUUGGCGCUGACUGAGCUGCCUAGCGAGGUGUACGAUAGGGAGUGGGAUUUGAUAAUGAUCGACGCGCCGAGAGGUUAUUUUGCGAAGGCGCCGGGGAGAAUGGCGGCGAUUUACUCAGCGGCGGUUAUGGCACGUGCGAGAGUUGGGGCUGGGCUGACGCACGUGUUUGUUCACGACGUGAAUAGGAGAGUGGAGAAGAUGUUUGCGGAGGAGUUCCUGUGUGGGAAGUACAGGGUUAGAGCCGUGGGGAGGCUCUGGCAUUUCGCCAUUCCUCCCGCUGCUGCUGACGUCAGCAAUGCUACUACCUUCUGUUAAUGUGAAAAUUAAUAUAUGGUAUAAUUUUUCAAUUAGGAAAAAGAAAAAUCAAUGUAUUUUUUCAAAAAGUUUCUAUGAUCAGCAUAGUGAUAAUAAGAUUAUAAUAAUAAAAGAAGGUGUACUAUCAGAUUAUUAAAAUGGUUAGGUAAAUUAUACAAA
Messenger RNA from Cannabis sativa, 1107 nucleotides. RefSeq names its product arabinogalactan O-methyltransferase 1. The transcript has a single exon. The record is from RefSeq and is a predicted model, not a curated record. Lineage: Eukaryota; Viridiplantae; Streptophyta; Magnoliopsida; Rosales; Cannabaceae. Gene Ontology annotation, biological process: xylan biosynthetic process. The coding region runs from base 1 to 948 and encodes 315 amino acids.